This is a messenger RNA of Entrophospora candida, 1086 nucleotides long. NCBI's taxonomy places the organism in Eukaryota, Fungi, Glomeromycota, Glomeromycetes, Entrophosporales, Entrophosporaceae. The record is from the annotation of a GenBank genome assembly.
AUGAUUGAUAUUGAACAAGAAAGCUUCCAGAGUUUCAAAUUCAUAUCACAACAAGAUUCCAAGAGGGAGGGUGCAUAUGUUAAUAUUCCUGAUGCCAAGAAAAAUGAACCGAGAUUCCAAAAAUGGUUCAUAAUAGGGUAUAGUUUAACUUAUAGUCCAACAGGUGGCCCAUUUAUUGGUAAUUUUGAUUUUGUAUUUUUAAGAGGUGUUGUUACCGAACCUUAUGAAACUAGAACAGUUCCUCCGUUGGUCCAUUCCAUAUUUCAAUGUAUGUUUGCGAUUUUUCCACCAGCUUUGAUAAUAGGCGGAUCAGCAGAAAGAGCUAGGAUCAUACCGACAUUAAUAUUCUUUGUGAUAUGGACAACUUUGGUUUAUGAUUUUAUUGCAUAUUGGUGUUGGUCGGCGAAUGGGUGGAUUGCACAAUUAAAGGGACUGGAUUUUGCUGGUGGGGCACCAAUACAUAUUUCAUCAGGUGCUUCUGCUCUAGCUUAUUCAUUAAUAUUAGGCCGAAGACGUGAUCUUGCUUCAGUAUGUACCGCGACAAAUCUAGCAGCAUCAAUGGGUGGUUUAACAUGGAUGUUGUUAGAUUACAGAUUAGAUCAUAAAUUGUCUGUAGUUGGAUUUUGUUCAGGUGUGUUGGCAGGAUUGGUGUGUAUUACACCUGCCGCUGGGUUUAUUAGCAUACCAUCAUCGUUGAUGUUUGGGUUUUUACCAGGAAUAAUUUGUAACUUUGCUAUUAAAUUGAAAGCCGUAUUUAACUAUGAUGACUCUUUGGAUGUUUUUGCAAUACAUGGUAUAGGUGGUAUUUUAGGUAGCUUACUGACCGGUAUAUUUGCACAAAAAGAUAUUGCUUUUUUAGACGGUUUCACUGUAAUAAAUGGUGGUUGGUUAGAUGGUAACUUCAUACAAUUGUUAUAUCAGUUAUACGUUGUACUGUCAACAUCUGUUUAUAGCUUUGUGAUGACCUGUUUAAUAUUAUUAAUUAUGGAUAGAAUUCCUGGAUUGGCUUUGAGAAUUGGUGAAGAAGAAGAAACCUUGGGAGUUGAUUUAUCCGAAUUAAGUGAAUCAGUCGAUAUUCUAAUAUAG